Anopheles stephensi (Asian malaria mosquito) is the source of this 887-nucleotide messenger RNA. RefSeq names its product DNA-directed RNA polymerase III subunit RPC10 (gene Polr3K). Gene Ontology annotation, molecular function: nucleic acid binding; DNA-directed RNA polymerase activity; zinc ion binding. The coding region runs from base 75 to 401 and encodes 108 amino acids. Gene Ontology annotation, biological process: termination of RNA polymerase III transcription; DNA-templated transcription. The transcript is spliced from 2 exons. Lineage: Eukaryota; Metazoa; Arthropoda; Insecta; Diptera; Culicidae. The record is from RefSeq and is a predicted model, not a curated record. Gene Ontology annotation, cellular component: RNA polymerase III complex.
AGAGCGGGGCCUUUGUUUAUGUAAAUGGAUAAACCACGUUGCGCGUAUUGUUGAUAUAAUAGUUAAACUUAGUGAUGUUGAUGUUCUGUCCUACCUGCGGCAACUUACUGCUGGUGGAGGAAGGCACCGAUGCGCUACGUUUUUCCUGCAACACAUGCCCUUACAUUUGUAAAAUCCGGCAAAGAAUUUCCAGCCGCAUUUACCCAAAGCUCAAGGAGGUGGACCAUGUGAUGGGUGGUUCGGCUGCCUGGGAAAACGUAGAUUCGACCGAUGCCGUAUGUCCUUCGUGCUCGCAUAACCGUGCGUACUUUAUGCAGAUGCAAACACGCUCCGCCGACGAGCCCAUGACAACGUUUUACAAGUGCUGUAAUCAAACGUGUGGCCACAAUUGGCGGGAUUAGGAACGGAAAGACAAUACACACACGAUAGUUCAACGAAAACCCGCGUUAGCCAAUGCUUUUUGCUAUUGCCCGUAGUUUAGUGUCGAGUGAAUGUGCGCGUGCUUCUCCGCUGUACAUGAUGAAACGAGCGUUAAAAUAUGAUGUAAACGAAACAUCAUCCAACAAGCAGCUUAAACUUUCUAGACUUAAGCUAGAUGUUGCCAAACAAUCCAAAGUUAUUGACACUACGCGCGCGGACGCGAAAGUGAUCGCGGUGGAAAAGCUUAGGCGCGGCGAAGUAAUUGCGAUACCAACGGAUACGGUUUACGGGCUAACAUGCAGUGCCAACAAUCCCAAAGCGAUAGGCCGGCUGUACAAUAUCAAAGGAAGGCACGAACUGAAACCCGUCGCUAUAUGUGUGGCCACGGUCGAGGACUUGCGGCAGUGGGGCGAGGCGGACCAUCUGUCGGCCGAGCUUCUGAAUGAGCUGCUGCCGGGUGCGGUAAC